Nerophis ophidion (straightnose pipefish) is the source of this 2073-nucleotide messenger RNA. RefSeq names its product N-fatty-acyl-amino acid synthase/hydrolase PM20D1.2-like. The transcript is spliced from 13 exons. The coding region runs from base 167 to 1708 and encodes 513 amino acids. The record is from RefSeq and is a predicted model, not a curated record. Gene Ontology annotation, biological process: amino acid metabolic process. Gene Ontology annotation, molecular function: hydrolase activity, acting on carbon-nitrogen (but not peptide) bonds, in linear amides. Lineage: Eukaryota; Metazoa; Chordata; Actinopteri; Syngnathiformes; Syngnathidae.
UCACUGUUGUUUCUGCGCAUGCGUGUCGGCUCAGCACUGCCACCAGUCAAAUGUUCACGUUUUGACACCAACAGCAUAGAAAAACCCGAUCGGAGAAACAUUCCUAACUGAGGACAUUUUUUUUUAUUAUAGUUGUCCCCUGACCAACCAUUGACUGAAAUUCAAGAUGAUCAAGUUUUUGAAGAUUCUAAUAGGAAGUGGCUUCGCCGUCGUUUUGAUUGUACUAACACUAGCAUCGAUGAGGACUCUAUCUCUGGACGUCAAUGUAGGACUUCAACUUGCAAAGUGGGAACAGACGAGUAACAUCUCCCUGGAUAUAGACCCCCAUAGGCGAGAGGAACUUCUAUCUCAUUUCAAAGAGGCCAUCCGCAUCCCGACGGUGUCUUUCUCCCCUACGGAAAUCAACACAACGGCAUUGCUUCGCUUCAACUUGUUUCUCCGAAGAGCCUUCCCAACAGUUUUCUCUUCAAGCUUGGUACACCAUGAAUUGGUGGCCAACUACAGCCACCUGUUUUGGGUCCCAGGAUCACAGCCCAACCUUAUGCCCUACCUGAUGUUGGCUCAUAUCGAUGUGGUGCCCGCCAGAGAGUCAGAUGGCUGGGUGGCGCCACCUUUUUCUGCCCAGGAGAUGGAUGGGUUCAUCUACGGAAGAGGGACGAUAGAUGACAAAAGCUCUUUAAUGGGAAUUCUUCAGGCCGUGGAAUACCUGCUGAUUAAAGGUUAUGCACCACGCAGAGGGUUCUACAUCGGUCUCGGCCAUGACGAAGAAAUCAGUGGUCUAAAAGGGGCCAUGAACAUUGUAAGACUGUUGAAACUGCGUAAUGUUCGUCUGGCAUUUGUCCUGGAUGAGGGUCUAGCUGUACUAGAUGGAGUCAUCAGUGGUCUCAGCGGGCCUGCUGCUUUAAUCGGGGUAAGUGAAAAAGGCUCUGCCACUGUAAAGCUGAGUGUGUCCACUCCUCCUGGUCACGCAUCAAUGCCUCCCAGGGAGAGCAGCAUCGGGAUUUUAGCUGCAGCCGUCAAAAGACUUGAGGAGAACCCCAUGCCCAGGUUAUUUGGUCGUGGACCUGAACGUGAUACCUUUGAACACUUGGCACACAAGUUUAAGCUCCCAAUGAAGUUCAUACUAUCAAAUUUAUGGCUGUUCUCUCCACUGGUUGGCAGGUUUCUUGAACAAAAACCAGACUCUAAUGCUUUUGUAAGGACGACUACAGCAGUCACAAUGUUUAAUGCCGGAGUUAAGACAAACGUCAUUCCUUCCCUUGCUGAAGCGUAUGUUAAUCUACGAAUCCAUUCAGGACAAUCAUUACAAGAGGUCCUGAACCUCAUCCAGUUUACAGUUGGGGACCAACGUGUAAAGAUCGAGCUAAUUGAAGGCUUUGAUCCUUUACCGAUCAGUUCAUCCAAUGAGACAUCAUAUGGAUUCCAAAUAAUCAAGAAAACUGUGUUGGACAUGUUUCCGUCGGUAAUAGUCGCUCCAGGUAUUUGCGUUGGGAAUACAGACAGUCGACACUUCAAAGAUCUAACUACUGAUAUUUACCGCUUUAUCCCUCUGUGGUUUAAACCGGGCGAUGCAAAGAGAUUUCAUGGCAUUAAUGAAAGGAUAUCAAGAAAGAACUAUGAGGAGCUUAUUCUGUUCUACUCGAGACUGAUCCAAAACUGUGACAUUCAGAAACUUCCUGAGCCCCACAGUUCUCUCCAUGAACUGUAAAGAAUGUAGCAAACGGAGCCAUAUCCUUUAUGUGAAAACAAUCAUUUGUGCAUACAUACUGUAUUAUGACCAUGGAUAUCUGUGUGGUCACAAAUUUAGCACUUUUUAACUUAAUAUCAGUAUUUCAUUAAAUGACUAUAAUUGAUGUUUUUGUCUAAUUGGAUUGCUGCCUACUUUAGAAAUUAUGGAACAUGAUAUCUAAACAAGGGUUGUCAAAUGAUUAACAUUUUUGUUCAUAUUAAUCAUUUGAUGUUAGAAAAAUCAUUUGUGCAUACAUACUGUAUUGUGACCAUGGAUAUCUGUGUGGUCACAAAUUUAGCACUUUUUAACUUAAUAUCAGUAUUUCAUUAAAUGACUAUUAUUGA